AGUGGGAGGGGGAAAGGGGCGGAUUAGGACGGCGCGCGGUGUCUGUGAAGAUAAAGCCGGCGGGAAGCACGCGCUGUAUUCACAUUUCACGCGCUCGCUCACUCCGGAGCUAAAGAAUUAAAAACUCGCUUGCAGUUCACGAGUUUCUUGGAUAUUAUUAGGUGUUCAUCCAUAUAAGAAAACAAUGAUUUUUUUUAAAGAGUCUUCGAAUCGGUUUGUUUUGUGACAGGACAAACGCUUUUUGGAGGCGUUGUGGAGUUACUCUGGAAAUUGAAAGGUUGUUUUGAAACAAUUCUUUGAAGAAUGGACAAGACCCAUCUUUCAAGCUCCACUGACAUUAUGAUGACAAGCUCAACAGGCUCUUUUCAACAGGAGUCUCUCACUCCUCCCAGACCUACACACCUUCAUUCUUCAUCCUCUUCUUUAUCUUCUCCCUCUCCAUCCUCUUCCUCCUCACCCCUCAAACCCAACCAGGUCGGUCAGGUUAUCCUCUACGGAGUUCCUAUUGUGUCUCUUGUCAUCGACAACAUUGAGAGACUUUGUUUGGCUCAGAUUUCAAACACACUGCUGAAAAACUACAGCUAUAAUGAGAUUCACAACCGCCGUGUCGCACUAGGAAUCACCUGUGUUCAGUGCACUCCAGUUCAGCUGGAAAUCCUCAGAAGGGCUGGUGCCAUGCCCAUCUCAUCACGCCGCUGUGGCAUGAUCACCAAGCGUGAAGCCGAGCGCCUGUGCAAGUCCUUCCUGGGAGAAAAUGCGCCGCCAAAACUGCCUGACAACUUCGCUUUCGAUGUAACACAUGAGUGCGCCUGGGGUUGUCGUGGUAACUUUAUACCAGCGCGCUACAACAGCUCAAGGGCCAAAUGCAUCAAGUGUUCCUUCUGCAACAUGUACUUCUCCCCAAAUAAGUUUAUUUUUCAUUCCCAUCGCACACCAGACGCCAAGUACACCCAGCCUGAUGCAGCUAACUUCAACUCCUGGCGACGACACCUCAAGCUGUCUGACAAACACCCACCUGAUGAGUUGGUCUACGCGUGGGAAGAUGUCAAAGCUAUGUUCAACGGAGGCAGCAGAAAGAGAGCACUUCCCUCUUCGGCACAUUGUUCGUCUAUGGGCCCCUUAAAGUCUCUUCCAGGUUCGGUGGUCCCCCACAUGAUCGGAGCUGACCUUGGUGGUCAAAAGAGGGCUCGUUUUGAGGAUGAAGAUGAUCUUGAUGGAGACAGUCUGCCUCCCCGCAAGACACCACGCAGCUACCCUGUCAUCCCUGUUCCAAGCAAAGGUUUUGGCAUGUUGCAAAAGUUUCCUUCCACGUCCCUCUUCCCCUCCCCUUAUCCCUUUCCUACGUUUGGUCUUUGUCAGCAAAAAAAAGAGGACAGUGAUGUUGCUGCUGGGCAAAAAGGACCGGGGCUAUCAGGACUUUUAUGGCCUGGCCGCAAAGACACUUUUUAUCCUCCUUUUUGCAUGUUCUGGCCACCGAGAGCGGCAGGAGGAAUCCCUGUUCCCACUUACCUCCAGCCUCAGCCCAGCACUCUCUCCUCCCUGACUGACAACCCAUCUCUCAGACAGGCGUUUCUGGAUCUGUCAGACCCGAGUGAACCUGGAGCUCUGAGCGGCAACGGAAAUGGCGUGGGUGCAAACAUGACGCCCAGCAUCAUGACUGCCAGAUCUGGAAUGUUUGACCCAGAGUGUUCAGCGGUUCCCCCUGAACUUCGGCCCGUCACAUCAGAGGGAUGGCUUAAGCUGUUGGACAACACAAGCUUCCAAACACGAAAGCCGAGCUAUGGCUCCGCCUUCCGCCCUGUCAUUAAAGAUGCAGAGAGUAUCGUUAAACUCCACAGCAACAGCGGAGGAGUCAGCGGGGCUGCAGAUGAAGACUUUGGCGAGGUGGUUGCCGGUUCAGACCAACAUCAACGACUGUCUCCAACCAGCAGCUGCAGCUAUGGAUCUGAAAGUGGAGGGGAUGGAGAAGCGGAGGGAGCGGAUAGUGAGGAAGAGGGGGAAGUGGAUGUGGAAUCAUCGAAGCAGGAAGAGGAGGAAGAGGAAGAAGCGGCCUUCUCCAGAAGGACGCCACAGACUCAAACUAACAUGUACCUCUCUGCGCUGAGUGAAAGUGCUGGAGAGGAAAGGGGAAAGGACAGAGGGAGUGGUGCGGUGUUUCCCGGGACCUCCCCUCAGUCCUCCUCAAACCCCGUCCUGCAGGACUCCCCGGGCCUACCUGCCUCUCCUCGGGCCAGCUUGCCUCUCUCCAGCUCGACCCCGCCUCACCGAGAUGACACAGCUUACAAAAACGUUCAGAAAAACAGAGAUGAAGGACUUCCUGCAUAUGCAACCAAAGACACUUCAACUACUUCAGAUGAAAACAAAGACCAGAGCAGUUUCUUUGUGCCCGAAAGUGAGACGGUGGCACCGGACUAUUGGAGGGAGAGCUCAGGUGAUCAGUGCAGAGGUGCAGCUUCUCCUGUCUCUUUAAAGAAAGAUGUGGAGAACAUGGAGAAAGAAGAGCUUCAGAAGGUUUUGCUGGAGCAGAUCGACUUCAGGAGAAGACUUGAGCAGGAAUUUCACGCUCUAAAGGGGACCUCACCGUUUCCUGUUUUCCAUAGUUUUCAGGAUCAGAUGAAACGAGAGCUCGCCUACAAAGAGGAAAUGGUGCAGCAAUUACAGAUGAUUCCCUACGCAAACAUCCUCAGAAAAGAAAAGAUCAACUCCCAUCUUAGCAAGUAACUAAAAGGUCGAGUCCAUGUCUUUGAAGAGAGAAGCUACCGUACUUGAAUUUUUCAGGAAGAACUGCAGCAGUAAAAAAAAAAAAAAGACGCCAAGAGAAAGAAACAUGAUGGCAUUAUUUACAUCCUAGAACAAAGAAUACGUUGUGUUGAACAUGUGUUCACCUGUUCAGGUGUACAAACUGCUCACAGCUCAUUUAAAUACCUUCAUACCUCUACUAGCAAAGAGAUAAAUCAAUGCUAAACUGAUGCAUUUUCCCAUGCAGUAUCUUUUUUUUUCUGUCUAAACUGACUCAACUGAAAUAGAAAGAUUGCAUCAGGUGUAAUAGAACUAAUCCUGCUCUUACAUCUGCACCCUGUUGUCAAAAUCCCCGCUUCAUCCAUCCAGGACCAAAGGAAGCCAGUCCUCUGUCAGCCUCUGUGAACUUUAAAGAUUGUUAAGGGCCAACCAGAAGGCAGCUACUGAUGUCAGAAAGUAAUAAGAAGUCAUUCUUUUCUAUUGUUCGCACUGACGUUGGCCUUCACACAUGAACGUGGGCUUGCAGAUGCACUGAUGUCAACACACCGGCGCCCUGAAGACAAGCAACACUCGGUUUUUUAAUCAACAUUUGAUCCCAAAGAGAUUUUUUCCGGUAUUGUGGAGUUGGGACGCUUCCCUGUUUACAUAACUCAUCACCACCAACUAUUAAUGUAACUUCUUACACAAAAACGAUGACUGUUUAGCGUGGAAAUAGAAGGUCAAGAACAUAGCAAAGAGAGGAAAAUGAAGUCUAAGCAGAUAGUGGUGAUGAUCAAGACUGUAAUGAGUAAGCCCUAAGGCUAAUGGUGCAUGGAGAACAAUGCAAACGCAGUGUGGUUUCACAGAACAAAGAAACACUCACAGAGUGGCCACUCUCUCUUUUAAAUGCAGACCUUACUGCAAGGGUUGGGGGGGGGGGUUGUACAUGGAAAGAAAUUAGCAGUUGACCUCAAACUGUAUCAACCAGAGCAGCUGGACUUUUGUAAAGAAAUUCACUGACACAACUUUUAAUCCACCAAGAAGAAAAAAAAACUUUUGCAGCAAAAAAACAGCCCUCAGUGUUCACUGCGUGUAAAAUGAAGGCUGCUGCUUACAGCUGCAAGGUGGUAAACGGGUGAUCAAAGUGUUGCUUGCUUUCCAAAAGAGUGCAUGGACAUGGAGUACAAAAGACAGCAGUGUGUCAGUGUUGUGUAUCUACAUGUAAAUAGACCCACUUGAUUGUUAAACUCAUACAAACCCUACAGCCACUCUCUCAACAUGUGUUUGUUUAUUGAUUUGAGUAUCAAACCCCUCAGACCCUGAUUGUGAAAAUAAUAUUUAUUAUAACAAUUAAAUAAAAAAAGGACUUAUUGAUGCCAUGUAUGUCACACAAAUGACAACUUACCUUGUUUAUAGAAUGAAUGAAGUUGUCCUUCAAGGUUACCCGUAUGAACUGUUCAUGCAGACGUAUUUCAAAAUGUUCUUGUAGUUUCUCUACUAUUUAUGUGAAAAAUUAAAUAUAUAUACAAACAAAAA
Molecule: messenger RNA, 4254 nt
Organism: Oryzias latipes (Japanese medaka)
Lineage: Eukaryota; Metazoa; Chordata; Actinopteri; Beloniformes; Adrianichthyidae
Gene: skor2
Product: SKI family transcriptional corepressor 2
Biological process (GO): negative regulation of transcription by RNA polymerase II; negative regulation of BMP signaling pathway
Cellular component (GO): transcription regulator complex; nucleus; cytoplasm
Molecular function (GO): RNA polymerase II cis-regulatory region sequence-specific DNA binding; DNA-binding transcription factor activity, RNA polymerase II-specific; SMAD binding
Source: RefSeq, a predicted model, not a curated record